Messenger RNA from Rattus norvegicus (Norway rat), 6794 nucleotides. It is a transcript of the gene Mdc1, whose product is annotated as mediator of DNA damage checkpoint 1. Gene Ontology annotation, cellular component: nucleus; chromosome. Lineage: Eukaryota; Metazoa; Chordata; Mammalia; Rodentia; Muridae. Gene Ontology annotation, biological process: chromatin organization. The record is from RefSeq and is a predicted model, not a curated record.
GGUGAGUUCGGCCGCCCGCGCCCCGGUUACCAUCUUUGAUUCCUCCUGAGGGCGGGAGGGGCGUGCCUUAGGUGUCACUGGGCGGAGGUAAUUUGGGUUGCGGUUUUAGAUUUUUUUUUAUGCUGAUCCUUGACUGGCGCCCUGGCCCAUUUGAUGACACGGAAACAUUAGGCCACGAGGGAACAAACUCCAGCGUGAGCAUCAAAGAUGGUUGCCCUUCAAUUGGAGCGAAGGGUCGUAGGCGUCGACUGGGUUGACAGGACGGAGUUUACUUCUUGGGGUACACACUACUUUCCCUGUCAGCGGUCUCUCCAUGUGUGACAUCUUUAUAGAUAUGGAAAACACUCAGGUGAUUGACUGGGAUGCUGAAGAAGAGGAAGAGACAGAAAUAUCCAGUGGAUCCUUGGGGUAUAGUGUGGAGCCUAUAGGGCGGCUGCGAUUCUUCAGUGGUACCCAUGGACCAGAACGAGAUUUCCCACUCUACCUUGGCAAGAAUGUAGUUGGUCGAAGCCCUGACUGCUCUGUGGCCCUGCCUUUUCCAUCCAUCUCCAAACAGCACGCAGUGAUUGAAAUCUCAGCUUGGAACAAAGCCCCUAUCCUUCAGGAUUGUGGGAGCCUCAAUGGCACUCAAAUCGUAAAGCCUCCUAGGGUCCUAGCUCCUGGAGUGAGCCAUCGUCUGAGGGACCAGGAAUUAAUUCUGUUUGCAGACUUUCCCUGCCAGUACCAUCGCCUGAAUGUCCCACCACCCUUGGUCCCUCGGAGUCUUCUAACUAUAGAGAAGACCCCCAGAAUACGGGGAAGAUCCCAAAAUUCCAGAGUUUUGUUGGCUGAGGAUUCAGAGGAAGAAGGAGAUUUUCCUUCUGGAAGGUCUGUGGCAAAUGGAUCAAGGAAUACAGCAUCCCCUUCAGCAACAGUAGUUCCAGAAAGUGAUGAAGAGGGCUCUUCUCCAGGCCCAAGUGUCCCUGGGCCAUCUUCACCCUUUGGUUUGGGAAGUGACACAGAUGAAUCACAAGGUCAGCAACCAGGAGUAGAGGAAUCUUCUUUAGCUGACAACAGUGGUGCCGCAGGGGAGCCUGAGCAGCCUGAAGUGAAUGGAGUGACAACUGGCACACUGGCUCAGCCUACCAAGGACAAGUUCAAGGACACAAAGAUGAAGGAGGAGGCAGGCAGUGCAGGGGUUCCAGUUGGGUCAGUUGUGGAGGGGAGCCCCACUCUUGGGGAAGACAGUGACACAGAAGCGGAUGAAGAGCGUCAGCCUUCUGGUUCUGGGGAUAGUGAUACGGACGUAGAAGAAGAGAGGGUCCCUGUGAAGAAGAACCAAGUACUGCUUGGGGUUGGUAUAGGGGGUCCAGGAGCACGUGGUGUGGCACAUCUGCAGGACAGCCCAACUGGUAGUGACACAGAUGUGGAGGAGGACAAGACUGCACUGGCUGCCCCUCCAGAGAGAAGCCACACAGCCAUGGUGAUCAACAGUGAUACAGACGAGGAGGAGAGGGGUGAGGAGGAAGAGGUCUCGGCAGCACUCACCUUGGCCCGUCUGAAGGAGAGAGGAAUUGCUUUGUGGAGUGGAGAGCCAGGCACAGAGGAGGUCAAGUCCCAACCACAGGUCCUUGUAGAACGAAGCCAGAGUGCCUCUGGGAGAGACAGUGACACUGACGUGGAGGAGGGAUCCUCAGGGGGAAAGAGAGAGAUUGUCCCUGACAGCCCCAUGGAUGUAGAUGAGACUCUUACUGUCACACAGCCAGAGAGCCAGCCUCCCUGUAGGCCCAAUGAUGUAGACGAGGAUGUGGAUAUGAGCUCCCCUGGCAGCCAUCUAGAGGGAAAGAAGGCCUCCUCUGCUCUGGUAGACAAGAACAGAGCACAAGUGGAGGAGGAAGUCCCAGGGCCAUCUGUUACCCUGGGGGAGAAACACCAGGUGCCUCUAGAGGGAGCCCAGCCUCCUGAGGAAGCCCGGGAAACAGCUGUGCAGGAAGGCUCAUCCUCACCAGUGGCAGACAUAAGAAUGAGCCAGCAGCCAGUAGCGGAAGAUGCUGGGACAGAGUGUGCUGCAGCUGUUUCUGAACAGAAAAGUGCUCUUGAGGUCGGGGCUCAGAGCAGGUCACCUGCAGCACCCGUGGAGCAGGUGGUGGUACGCACAGAUACUUCAGGGGAUCCUACCCUGCCACAGAGAGAGGGAGCCCAGACCCCCACAGGAAGGGAAAGAGAAGCACAUGUGGGCGGGACCAAGCAUGCCAAAGAGUGCUGUGAUGAACCUGAGGAUCUGUGCCUUUCAGCCACCCAGUGCUUUGUGGAAGGGGAGAGCCAGCACCCAGGAGCUGUCCAGAGUUUGGAAGAUGAGCCUACCCAAGUCUUCCCAUGCCUUCCCCAAGAGCCUGGACCUUCCCAUCUCAGCCUCCCGACUCCAGGUGCAGAUACCUUGGAUGUGCCUUGGGAAGUCUUGGCUACACAGCCGUUCUGUCUGAGAGAACAGACAGAGACCUCUGAGCCCAUUGACACCCAUGAAGCUCAUGGAUCUCAACCAUCUCUACCUGGGGAACCACCAGGACACCAACAUCCGGUCCCUACCAGCCUAGAUCACACAGAGCUGUUGAGAAUUGAUGACAGAGAGAUGCAGACUGUGGAGAAAGCCAUGGGCCACCUAAGUUGCCAGAUGAUGCCAGAUGGAAAGGCUUCCGGGGAUGACCCAGAGCCCUCAGACCAUCGCCUGUUUUCUCCAGUGCCUGAAGCUUCAGCUUCACCUCAGAGUCUCCUCACCUCUCAGAGCCAAAAGCAAUCUACACCUCAGCCUAUGUUUCCCACUUCUUCUUCUGAGCUAGCCCUUCCUGAGACUCUUCACACAAAGCCUAAUGUCAGGCCACGGCGGUCCUCCAGGAUGACCCCCUCCCCACAUUCCUCUGCUGCCCUUAAGCCUUAUACUACCUGCCCCACAAACCAGCCUGCUGCUUCUAGGCCAACAUCUCGCCCCACUCGGGGCAGGGCAAAUAGGUCCUCUACCAGGACCCCAGAACUGAUUGUCCCUACAGGCCCUGAGCUCCAGCCUUCCACCUCCACAGAACAGCCUGGCAUUCCAAACCUCACUUCUCAGGUCACUGAGGGCAGGGCACAUAGUACCUCUGUUAAUAUGCCUGAACCAGUUCUCACAGGUCCCGAAGCCCAGCCUCUCACCUCCGCAGAACAAUCUGUCACCUCAAACCUCAAUCCUCGGGGUAGGCAAAGUAGGUCUUCCGUCAAGACCCCACAACCACUUAUUUCCACUGGCCCUGACCUCCAACCUCCCACCUCCACAGAACAACCUGUCGUACCUAAAUCCACAUCUCGGACCACUCGGGGCAGGCCACCUAAGUCUUCUGUCAGGACCCCAGAAUCAGUUGUCCCCACUGGCUCUGAAUCUCUCACCUCCAUAGAACAGCCUGUUAUCCCUAAAACCAGGGCCGCUCGGGGUAGAUCAAGUAAGCCUUCUAUCAAGACCCCAGAACCAAUUGUCCCCACUGGUCCUGAACUGCAGCCUCUUACCUCUGCAGAACAGCCUGUCACCCCUAACCUUACAUCUCGGGCCUCUCGGGGUAGGUCAAAUAAGUCUAUCAGGACCCCAGAACCAGUUGUCCAAACUGGCCCUGAAUUCCAUCCAUCCACUUCCUCAGAACAGUCUGAUACCCCUGAGCCCUCAUCUCAGGGCAGGACACGUAGGUCUGUCAGGACUCCUGAAGCAAGUGUUUCCACAACCCCUGCACUCCAGCCUUCCACUUCUAAAAAACAGCCUACCCCCAAGCCCACAGCUCUGGUCACUCGGGGAAGGACACAUAAACCCUCCACUGAAGGUUUGGAAUCAGUUGGGCCAGUGGCACCUGAUUUUGAGCCUCCCACCUCUACAGACCACCUUGUUACCUCUAAGGUGACAGGUCAGAGCUUAACACUACAAUCUUCACCUGUAAGUGCUUCCCCAGUUUCCACUACCCCUGAACUCAAGCCUCCUGUCCUCAUAGCCCAGCCUCUUACCCUGGAGCCAGUUCCACAAACCAGUCACCAAAGGAGGCGAAGGGCUACUGGGAAGCAGGGCUCCCGCACAGCUCCUGUUGGUCCUAAGUCUUACUCUACCCCCGCUGAACCUGAACCCCAGUCUUCAGCCAGCCAAAGCUCAGGAGCAUCAGAAGCAGAUUCACCCCAUCAAAAACGUCCCCGAAGACAAGUCACCCAGAAAACUGUAGUCGUCAAGGAAGAAGAUCCUGGAGAAAUACAAGUGAAGGAAGAGCCUCAGGAGACAGCAAUUCCAACACCAGGCAAGAGAAAGAGGGACCCUGCAGAGGGGGAAACCCAGGGAAACCCAACUCGAAGCCGGCGAACUAAGCCUAACCAGGAAGCAGCAGCCCCCAAGGUACUGUUCACAGGAGUGGUGGAUUCUCGUGGAGAGCGUGCAGUGCUGGCUCUAGGAGGCAGUCUGGCCAGCUCAGUAAAUGAGGCCUCCCACUUGGUUACUGAUCGCAUCCGCAGGACAGUCAAGUUCUUGUGUGCCGUGGGGAAGGGAAUUCCCAUCCUGUCCCUGAACUGGCUCUAUCAGUCCCGAAAGGCUGGUUGCUUCUUGCCGCCUGAUGACUACUUGGUGACUGAUCCUGAACAAGAGAAGAAUUUUAGCUUCAGCCUUCGGGAUUCCCUGAGCCGGGCUCGGGAACGAAGACUACUGGAGGACUAUGAGAUUCAUGUGACCCCUGGAGUGCAGCCACCUCCACCUCAGAUGGGAGAGAUCAUCAGCUGCUGUGGAGGCACUGUCCUGCCCAGCAUGCCCCAUUCCUACAAGCUUCACAGAGUUGUCAUAACGUGCACUGAAGACCUACCUCGAUGUGCUAUUGCAUCUCGCCUGGGGCUACCCCUCCUCUCUCCUGAGUUCCUCCUGACUGGAGUGCUGAAGCAGGAAGCCACACCAGAGGCCUUUGUCCUCUCCAAUUUGGAAAUGUAGUCUACCUAAAAAAAAAAAAAAAUGUACCUCUACCCUGUCAGACCAGCAAACAGUCAUAGAAAACACGUGGGUAAAGGAACACGCACGUACACAUUAAGACAGGGCAAGGUGGUUUGUCCGCACCUUUAAUCUUAACACUAGGGAGGCAGAAGUAAUUACAUUUUUGUGAGUUCUGGGCCAGCCAGAGGUACAUAAUGAGACCCUCUCUCAAAACACAAAGGAAAACAACAAACCUCAGGGUUUCGCAAAGGCCUAUGGUGCAUUGUGUUUUAUGGCUAUAACUGCCUUGGGAAUGUGAAGAAGACCUAGGAAGGGUUCUUUGCGGGGGGCGUGGGGAGUGUUUCCUAAGGUGACCAUUUGUUAGUUGGCACCCAAGCUGGGGUGCAGUCUGUACAGAGCACCUGCCCUAGCCCAGCUGUGCUCUGCAGUCUGCAGCUGCUCUGAUGCAACUGUACCAGGCCCAGCACCCUGGUUCUACCCUGUUUGGAAGUCAGCAUUGCCCCUUUUCUUCCCAGGAUUCUUACUCCAUGUGAACCAGCUCUCAGGAGUCCCUGGCUGCUCUUGGGUGUGGUUAGCAAGGGCUUUAGUUUUGCUUCCCUUACUCUGCAGCGUUUGCAGUUAGCUUUGGUCAUCUCCAGUAGGUCAGUGCUCACUCUGCCUUCUUGAUGGCAAGUUUCUGUGUGGAGACACAGGAUGAGUUUGAACUCGCACUUCAUUUGUUAUUGUUGAUUUAGAGUAAAUUAUAUUUGUUAAAUUUAAAGUUGGCCACUUUCCAGGAUGUGGAGACAGUAGAACUCUUGGAUACCACAGGUGUCCGGCUUGUCCUCUGCAGUAAACAGUACCGAAAUCCUUUAAAGUCGGUACAGAGCGAGGCAUGGGGUGUCUCCUGUUGUCCCAGUUCUCAGGAGGCUGAAGCAGGAAGGUCACAAGUUCCAGUUCAGCCUGGGCUACAAAAAGAGUCUGGGCAGGGUAGUGCAUCCCUUUAAUCCCAGCACUUGGGAGGCAGAGGCAGGCAGUUCUCUGAGUUCAAGGCCAGCCUGGUCUACAGAGUGAGUUCUAGAACAGUCAGGGCUUUUAACAAAGUAAACCCUGUCUCGAAAGAGAAGGGAAAAAUAUUUUUUUGUUUUUUACAAUUUUCUCUGGUUAUCGCUAAGGUAAGUCAGUACUCAUUGUGCCUGUCUGAUUACCAUAUGACCCAGCAAUACUGUACUGCCUCCCUUUAGAAGUUCUGUAAGCAAAGAAAACUUUUAAAUAUGCGUAAAGGUAAAGGCAAGUGGGAUCAGAAGUUCAAGGUCAGCUUUGGCUACAUAGCAAAUUGGAGGCCAGUCUAAACUACAAAAGAUUCUAAAGGAAAAGCACUUGAUUAAUGUUCUUUUUGGUUGGGCUUGGGAUUGAACCUGGCGCUUGCUUUAUGCAUGCUAGGCAAAGCCUUUUCAUCAUAGCCAAAUAUAGAAAAACUGUAGAUGUUUGUUCUGCAGAGCGAACAUGUAAAUACACUGUGUGCACAGAGAGACAUGUGCAGACAUGGAGUGAAAGCAGUAUGUGAGGGUGUUUGGUCACGGACACCCUGACUGAAAGAGCGAGACACAAGGACAGGUUUGAUCCCACCUGCAUAAUGUACCCAUAAUGUAUGAAUUCACAAAGAUAAGAGCAAACUGGUGCUUGCCAGGCUCUGACUACACAGAAGCUGUUAAAGGAGUCUUGAGUUCCGCUGUAGGGAAUUGGAAGACUUGAGGUCAGAAAGAGGAAGUGAUUGUCCGUAGUGCAGAAUAUUAAAUACUACUGUAUCAAAGGGUUUUUGCUAUGUGGACUUCACUUCAAUAAAAAACAGUUGCUUGCUUUA